GUUUUUCCUCAUAUAAAGCUACAGGGGUGUUGGUUCCAUUUCUGCCAAUCUGUUAUCCGGUACUGCAAAAGAAGUAUGAACAGUCUAUUCCAUCUAUUUCAGACAAGUGUUGAGGCUGCAAUAGUUUUACGCAUGGUGUUAGCUCUACCUCAUCUUCCUGCUGAACCCCAAAUGAAUUGCAGUUUCACAAUGUUUGAUGGUUUUCGAAUAAUUGUAGAUUAUGUUAACCAACAACCAGCAAUUCGCGAACGCUUACAAGCAUUUUUAUUUGGCUACAUACAAGAUUUUUGGUUAACACAAAUAACUGCUUUUAAUUUUAAUAUUUGAUUAUCCUCGUAGUUA
Myzus persicae (green peach aphid) is the source of this 342-nucleotide messenger RNA. RefSeq lists its product as uncharacterized. The record is from RefSeq and is a predicted model, not a curated record. The transcript has 3 exons. Lineage: Eukaryota; Metazoa; Arthropoda; Insecta; Hemiptera; Aphididae. Bases 76 to 327 code for a protein of 83 amino acids.